AUGAUAAACGAUUUAUUAAAAAACGAUAUAAUACAACGUUCAGAAUAUGCAAGUCCAGUUGUGAUUGUAAAAAAGAAAAACGGUAACGAUAGAUUAUGCAUUGAUUAUCGACGUUUAAACAAACUAAUCAUCAGAGAAUUAUUUCCACUUCCAAGUAUUGAAGAGUGUCUUCAGAAAGCAGCGCGUUAUAAAUAUUUCACAACGCUUGAUUUGAAUAGUGGGUACUAUCAAAUUGAAAUCGAACCAGAAAGCCGUAAGUAUACAUCUUUUGUUACUACCGGCGGUUUAUACGAAUUUAAAAGAAUGCCAUUUGGACUGAAGAACGCUCCACUAGUAUUUCAACGUUUAAUGUCUAAAAUUCAAGAAAAGGUAACGAAAGAUAAUAUGAUUCAUUAUAUGGAUGACAUACUUAUCUGCAGUAAUACCUACGAAGAAAUGUUUCGAAAACUUACGACAGUUUUAGAAAUUUUAAAAGAAGCUAUUGUACAUCGUCAGGGUAGACGCAAGGAACAUGUCGAUGCAUUAAGUCGCUGUCCAAACGAAAGUGCUAAAGAAACAGAUGUAACUCUACGAGUAGAUAAAGUAUCGAUUACGUCAGACGAUUGGUUGCUUAGUAUGCAGUUACAGGACAACAAUAUAAAACAGAUCGUCGAAAAGAUUAAAAACAAAGAUAAACAAAUUUUAAAAGAAUUUUGUAUUGAGAAAGAUAGAUUAUUUAGAAUCGAAAAAGAAAAGAAAUUAAGGGUUGUUCCAAAAGCGUUAAGACAUAAAAUGUUGGAAGAAUGUCACGAUAAAAAUGGUCACUUGGGCUUCGAAGAAACCGUUAACAAGAUGAAAACGUACAUAUGGUUUCCACGAAUGCGUAAUUUCGUUAAAUCAUAUUUAAAAGCAUGUGCUGAAUGCGCAUAUAACAAACGUCAAGGUGGUAAAAUUGAAGGACAGCAUCAUUUCGAUAACAUCAUACCAAUACCAUUUAAAACCGUUCAUAUGGAUCAUUUAGGAUCAUUUAUCAAGAGUACAAAAAGAAACGAACACAUAUUAGUCAUUGUUGACGCUUUUACGAAGUAUACGAUCAUAAAAGCAGUAAAGUGUUCAGCAACGAGGCACGUAUUAGAAACGUUACGAGAAGUUACCAGUUAUUUUGGAGUUCCUGAAAGAAUCGCCACUGAUAGAGGUACAAACUACGAGUAA
Molecule: messenger RNA, 1191 nt
Organism: Bactrocera latifrons
Lineage: Eukaryota; Metazoa; Arthropoda; Insecta; Diptera; Tephritidae
Exons: 1
Coding region: 1-1191 (396 amino acids)
Biological process (GO): DNA integration
Molecular function (GO): nucleic acid binding
Source: RefSeq, a predicted model, not a curated record